Radiomyces spectabilis is the source of this 2018-nucleotide messenger RNA. Its product is annotated as LETM1-like protein-domain-containing protein. Gene Ontology annotation, molecular function: ribosome binding. The record is from RefSeq and is a predicted model, not a curated record. Gene Ontology annotation, cellular component: mitochondrial inner membrane. Lineage: Eukaryota; Fungi; Mucoromycota; Mucoromycetes; Mucorales; Radiomycetaceae. The coding region runs from base 131 to 1921 and encodes 596 amino acids. The transcript has 8 exons. Gene Ontology annotation, biological process: intracellular monoatomic cation homeostasis.
GUUUCUUAUCUUGAUUAAACUUUUCAUUUUCCUAUCUUUUUUUUUAACUGGAAUUUGCAUUCUAUAGAAGGGUUCUUAUUGCUUGUAUACGAUAAUUGGAUCCGUUCACAGUCUAUUUUUCCCCCUUGCCAUGUACAGACCUAUCUACACAGCUUCUCCUCUGCGUACCGCGUGUUUACGGUUGCCUGUGCACUGCCCGCGAGGCACCCCUACCGCUGUUCGGUUCAAGAGCCCACUAUUAGAAGCCAGUCUCUUUGUAGCCGGAAGAGCUCAACGACACGGCGUCGUGCCCAUCCGUCGUCUUCAUGCCGGUCUUCCCAAAGAUCUUGGUGUGCUGCGCCGUGCAGAAGCUAAACAGGGCAAAGAAAUCUACGCCGGAGAGAAAUCCACCAUGACUUCCAGGGCAGCGCAAAGUGCCAAAGAAUUAGCAGAAAAAUCCGGUGGCAAAGCCGCCGAAUCAGCAUCGUCAACAACUACCGCAGUCAAGCCUAAAAAGACAUUGUGGCAAAAGGUCAAAGAUGAAGCAGUUCACUACUGGCACGGUACCAAGCUAUUGGGCCUUGAGAUUCGUAUCUCUUCCAAGCUUACACGCAAGCUGUUGAACGGUGGCCAUUUGACCCGACGUGAAGCUCGUCAGUUACGACGCACGACAUCGGAUCUGUUGCGAUUAGUUCCUUUUGCUGUGUUCAUCAUUGUGCCAUUCAUGGAAUUGCUUUUGCCGGUGGCGCUGAAAUUAUUCCCCAACAUGCUGCCUAGCACUUAUGAAGAUAAAUCACGCGAGGAAGAGAAGAAGCGCAAGUUGUUAAAAGUGCGUUUGGAGAUGGCAAAAUUUUUGCAAGAAACGAUUUCCGAAUCUGGUUUCCCAGGUUCCGAGCAUGAAAAAGCCGCUCAGGAAUUCGCGGAUUUUUUCAGAAAGAUUCGUAUGACUGGCGAACAAGCAUCUACGGAAGAUUUGCUCAAAGUGGCCAGACGGUUUGAAGACGAGUUGACAUUGGAUAACUUGUCCAGACCUCAGUUAGUGUCAAUGUGUCGUUAUAUGAAUAUCAACGCCUUUGGUACCGACAAUUUCUUGCGUUUCCAAAUUCGUAACCGUAUGCGUCAAAUCAAGGCCGAUGACAAGGUCAUUUUGAGCGAAGGUAUUGACAGUUUAACGAUUCAAGAGUUGCAAGCCGCUUGUGCUGCACGUGGUAUCCGUUCCAUGGGCAUUUCGCCCGGCAGAUUAAGGGAUGAAUUGGCUCAAUGGCUGGAUCUUCACUUGAACCACCAUGUUCCCUCGACAUUGCUCGUCUUAUCCAGAGCAUUCAGUUACACCGAUCGCAGUGUCAGUACCGAGGAUGCCCUGAAAGCAACCUUUAACAGUUUGCCCGAUAAUUUGGUGAACGAAGCUGAAUUGCAAGUGUUGGAACUUGUUGGUGCAACUACAUAUAAGCAAAAGUUGGAUGUAUUGGAACAACAGCAAGAAUUGAUUGAAGAUGAAUCCGAGCAAGAAGAGAAAGAGGCCAAGGCUCGUUUGGAAGCGAAGCAAGCAGAAGAAGAUGAAGAGAAAAAGAAACAGGAAGAAGCCGCGCAAAGAGAUGCCUUUGUGCCCGAUGAUCAAAAGGAGGCGCCAUCAAAGGCUCCAGAACCUGAAAAAUUGGAUGACACAUUGUCUGAAGAGCAGCGCAACGAGUUACAGGAAGCUUUGGCCAAAUUACGUACCAAGGUCGAUGUGUUGGAAGAGCGCGCUCAGUUGAACGAAAUCAAGAUCCAGCACGAAGGCUACAAAGACUUGAUUGAGGAGUUGAAAGAGGCCACGAACCGUGAAGCUGACAAGACCUCUUUGCGACUUAGCAAACGUUUAGAGAAGAUGUUGUCCGAGAUCGACAAGGACUUGGACACCAUAGAAAAGGAACACAAGAAGGAGGAGGAAAAGAAAGAAUAAACCAUAUCUCUACCUUAAUAAAAUGUUUGAAUUUAGUUCGCAGUCACUUUUAUUGUCCGCUAAUUUGGCGUUGUUGAUUGGAAAAUAAAUGUUUUUA